Rhipicephalus sanguineus (brown dog tick) is the source of this 1421-nucleotide messenger RNA. Its product is annotated as tRNA-specific adenosine deaminase 2. The record is from RefSeq and is a predicted model, not a curated record. Gene Ontology annotation, cellular component: cytoplasm; nucleus. Gene Ontology annotation, biological process: tRNA wobble adenosine to inosine editing. The transcript has a single exon. Gene Ontology annotation, molecular function: tRNA-specific adenosine-34 deaminase activity. Bases 53 to 748 code for a protein of 231 amino acids. Lineage: Eukaryota; Metazoa; Arthropoda; Arachnida; Ixodida; Ixodidae.
GGCGCCCAGUCGAAUUACGGUAGUCGAAUGUACUAAAUGUCAUAUACUAAAAAUGUUUAAAUGUUACGCCGUAGCCGCCAACGUUGGUAGCCGCUACUACACUACCGCUAGAUACAGUCUGCUGCUACAGUCCAUAAAGAAACUCUCCAAAGGACACGGUGGUCAAAGGUACAGUUUCCGAAUAAUUACACUUGUGGCGCAAUGGAACGCGUCUGACAUCUGCGGUAAUCGGCACAAAGUCGGUCCCAUGGCUGCCACGAGCUUCGAUCGCAGUGUGAUGAGCGAGUGUUUCCGCCUGGCUGAAGAAGCACUGUCGUCGGGUGAAGUCCCUGUCGGCUGUGUUAUGGUCUACGACGGCGAAGCCAUCAUUGCCCGUGACAGGAACCGCGUGAACGAGUCGAGAAACGCGUGUCGGCACGCCGAGAUGGGCUGCAUCGAGCAAGUGCUGGCCUGGUGCGCCGAUCGUCGGCUGCACUGGAAACACGUGUUCCCUGCCACCUGUGUGUACGUCACGGUAGAGCCGUGCAUCAUGUGCGCUUCGGCCCUGAGCGUACUGGGUGUCUCGGGGAUCGUGUUUGGCUGCGCCAACGAACGCUUCGGCGGAAUGGGAUCUGUCCUGAACUGCAUCGACGGCACCACCACUCGUGUCGUGUCCGGUGUGUGGGCCGAGCGAGCUGUCGACUUGCUGAAAACUUUCUAUGCAGGCGAAAACCCGAACGCUCCAAAAGUGCAUGGAAAGAGUGUCUGACCUUUUUGAUGGAGAUCCGUUUGAAGGAAGCUCGAGAUUUGUGCACUCACAUGGUUCCCGUCGCCUGCGCGUUAAGAAGGCAGGUCUGUACCUGCCUGCCGGUCAAGUUGACAUAGUCAUUGACGCAAACACCCUUUUGUGAAAAUGCCAAUCAAACGCUCUUUAAUGUGUGGGGGUGCUAUAUCACCCAUGUAGGGGCGACUGCCGUAGCUUGGGCGCGGCCGCUGUGUUUGGAACGCACGUGCUUGGCGUAAGCGGAGACGUUCGUCCAAGGUCGGGGAUGCGCUGGCUGUAACCAGAGUUUAGCGCGGUGGCGCCGGCAUCGCCGCCGCGGAGAAACGGCAUGUGGGUCUGGUGGGUCUUUUUUUGGGUGUGGCUGCGCGCGCGGAUGGACGUCUCCUCGCGGUGGGUCCGGGGGACGGUACCGCGGCUCGCUUCCCUCGGGCCCUCGUGGUGAGUCGUGCAUCUGCGGCGCCGCAUUUGUACUGCAUUAUGUCGUCUUAUGUUAUGGUGUAUUGUAUGUCUUUUAUUGUGCCUAAGUUUAGCAUGUUACGUGUUACAAAUUCGGCCCGCGAGCUCGCCAUAUAUCCGUUUUUGUUGCCCGACCGCGUGAACUGUCUCCGUGUGUUCCGAGGGCGGGGGCGAGUUUUAUCGCUCAGACCCCACAAAUGUA